GCGAGAAGCCCUUGGAAGAUGCGAGAAGCUUAUGGAAGAUACAGGAAGGCUCUUGAAAGAUACAGGAAGGCCUUGGAAGAUGCAGGAAGGCUCUUGAAUAUCCGAAUGCAGUCUCCCAAAUGCAAAGGCGGCGUUGUGCAUAAAUACGCAAUCAAGGACCAACAGAGCAUCGCCACCGGCAUCUGGCUCCUCAAUAUCUAUACUCUAGUCAGGAGUUGCAUACACAUCGGCGACAAUAGCAACAACCACCCAUCUGACGCCAACACCUUAGAAACAUAGCUCACCGCAUUGGUAAGCAAGGCCCUAUUACCCUAGCCCGAACACGUCUAUCUAUUCCACCAGACAGACUACCUGCGAUCACCACCAUUAGCACAAUGGUCUACAACCUCAUGGUCUUCGCGCCGCGCAAGGCUGGCGUCACGCACGAGGAAUUCAAGAUCCGCUAUGAGCAGCACAUGCACCUGGUGGCGGAGAUAUGUGGCGACGCGGCGCCCCUCUCGCACACGAGGUGGUACCCACAACAUGACGGAGCGAGCGACAAGCCGCUCCUGCUAGCGGGCAACGCCGAGGAGAUGUACUACGACGCCAUCGCGCUGAUGGUCUUUGAGGACGAGGCGGCCUUCGGCAGGUUUUGCGACGCCUUGUUGACGGAGGAGGCCAAGGCCAGGAUCGAGGCAGACGAGGCGGGAUUUUUCGACCGGAGCAGGAUGAAGGUCGUGGUAAUUGGGGAUGUUAAGGAAUGGAAGAAGUAAAGGGAUGGGCUGGGCCUUAUUUGUGCUUAGAAUCAAGGAGUGUGAGAGGGAUUUGGGAGGAGAGGUUUUUGGUCUUUUUUUUUUAUGUACUGUACCGAGGUCGCUACCAAAUGAAAUCACCGCCGCCUUUUAAAUACUGGCAGAAUAAAUUCAGUGACUUGCAGAGGACUUGGGCAAUAUGUCCACUAGCAACUAACACCUAUCAAAGUUUGUUAGUGAGGUUCUACUGCCAAAGUCCGCAGGAUUUCCACUUCAGGCGGUUAGCGAUAUCAAUUGGUAGCGACCUCUGUACGGAUUACUUUGGUUGGAGAUAACGUUGGCCGAAGGGUAUUGGCCGAUAUACCAGGGGUAUUGAAAAUAUAAAAAGGGGGUGGCUGGGAGAUAAUUUAAAUGCACCUUUCUUUCUUUGUCC
Messenger RNA from Phialemonium atrogriseum, 1164 nucleotides. Its product is annotated as putative e protein. The transcript has a single exon. Gene Ontology annotation, molecular function: oxidoreductase activity. The coding region runs from base 375 to 752 and encodes 125 amino acids. The record is from RefSeq and is a predicted model, not a curated record. NCBI's taxonomy places the organism in Eukaryota, Fungi, Ascomycota, Sordariomycetes, Cephalothecales, Cephalothecaceae.